Molecule: messenger RNA, 1572 nt
Organism: Symbiodinium natans
Lineage: Eukaryota; Dinophyceae; Suessiales; Symbiodiniaceae
Source: the annotation of a GenBank genome assembly
AUGGCGGAAGACCUGCUGGGUGAGCUUAUGGCCCUGAAGCGCGUGCUGGGCAGAAGCGACAAGGACUGCCUCGAGGUCGUCAGUGUCGGCGCUGGGGCCUGGGCCGCCGUCUUUGCCUGUUUGUUAAAGCGAAAAUAUGCAGACUUCCCUCAGCACCUCCGCGUACGAAUGUGGCGCCGGUCGGGCAAGCGACUCACCUCUGAGCAAGCCUCAAAGUUGUUAGCCCAGAUCAACGCCAAUGACGAGGUUCUGCGAAGGCUCCGAGACAACGGGAGGUUGCUCCGCUAUGUGGAUGCAUCGCUUGGACGGGAGCUCGACCCUCCUCUCACAGCCGAAGAGGCGCUGAAGGACGGCUUCUGCGACACUUUGGAUGGUGCCAUGCUGCUGCCGAUGGAGCUGUGCUUGAACAUGCAGGAUGCAGCCAGAGAGGCGGACAUCUUGAUCAACGGCGUGCCCAGCACCUCCACCCUCGAGGUUUGGGCCCCUUUAGUGGCAGCCCUCGGCGAGCGGCAGAAGGAUCCACCGCUUGUGGUUUCCCUAUCCAAAGGUGUGGAGUUUUUGGCAGAUCCGGCUCCGCACAUCCUGACGCCCACGCGCCUGAUCCAGCAGUGUACCGGUCUGCCAUUGGAUCGGCUGCUCUACUUUGGUGGGCCAAACAUUGCGCGCGAGAUUUGGAACGGGGAGUAUGCCACGGCGAGGCUGUGCGGCGCUGACGAGUUCAGAACGCCAUUGGCCGCCAUGUUUCAACAGCCGCAGAUGAGUGUUUGGCACAAUCGGGAUGUCAUCACACACGAGGUCAUGGGAGGACUUAAGAACGUGUAUGCCAUCGGAGCUGGGGUCGUGGAUGAGUUCUGCAAGCACGGAGCUACGCCCAAUAGCGUUUACUUUAGCAACGCAUGCGCCGAGAUGACAUUCAUCACGCAUGUCUUGUCACGCAGGCCAGAAACCCUGUCAGGUCCGCUCCUGGCUGACACCUAUGUGACGAUGUUGGCGGGACGAAAUGCUUGGUAUGGACGGCAAGUGGCAUCUGGCUCGAUAGCCCCCUCCGACGGCGACAACGUGCCUGGAAAAGGUGUUAUUCAGGGCGUCUCAGCGGUCAGGGCCUUCACCACGCUUCUGGCCUGCGCCCCCGUACCUUUGGGCUCGGAUGGAUCCAGGUGCUUGGCCAUUGAUUUGCUCCCCACCCUUCGAGGACUCAACGACUUGCUUUUCCAUGGAGGUACUGCAGAGCAGUUUGUGGAGCGCAUGUGGCGGGAGGUGCAACAGGAUCCAGCUGAGCGCCUUCUUUCCCGCGCCACUCGCGACGGCCUGGCAUUUAUCCCAACGCUGUUGCAUCCAACACAAGGAGGUGUGGAUGCAAGUGCUGUGAAGAUUGGCGACCUCAAGCUCCCGGAGCCUUUCCUGUCAGACGACAAGCUGGCCGUUCUUGGCAUUGACGUCGAGACCAUGGACAGGUUCCGCAAGUCGUACCUCGCCUUCCGCCGUGGGGACUCCAUGGGGGCUGCAGGAGAACUGUCUCAGGUGGUUGUCAACACGCAAGCGUGGGCCGGAAGUGGAAGUACAAGUCCCUGA